ACUCUGCACCCGCGGGUGUGUGCGUCCUGCUUCCUGGCGGGCUGUCUAGUCCCCUCUGCCGGUUCAUGGAGGGGGCCAGUCCCCCAUCUCCAGGAGAUGAGCUGGAGCUCUCGGUGAUCCAGGGGCAGCCAGACGAGCAGACGCCUCUCAACGGAGCCGUCCAGGGCAUCCUUUCUUUAGCCGAGGAGCCCUGCGCAGUCCAGGCUGACAAGGAAAGCCCUUGGAGCUCCUGUAAUAAGAAGUUGAUUGGAAAGUGCAAACUCUGGAUGGUCCUUGCCUCUAUUUUCCUGAGUUUCAUUUUAGUCAUCAUCAUAAGCUUAUGUCUAACUGGAGUAACUUAUAUUGAUGAAGAUGAAAAUGAAAUACUUGAAUUGUCGUCAAAUGAAACAUUCUCGGUCAUGCUAAAGAUUCCAGAGGAGUGUGUUUCUGAAGAGGAAUUACCUGACAUGCUCCAGAAGCGGGUGACACACGUGUACAGUGAUUCACCAGCUCUGAACCGCUAUUUCACUUCGGUUGAAGUCAUGGACUUCAGUGGUGAAAAUGCCACAAUAAUCUUCCACCUGCACUUCAGGAUUCCUCCUGAAGAUGGCAGUUUUAUGAAGUAUGUGAUGAGUGAGGAGCUCGUGCUGGGCGUUUUGCAGCAGGAUUUCCAUGAUCAGAACGUGGCUGGUUGUGAGACUCUGGGGCUUGAUCCAGGAUCCCUCUGCUCCUACAAUAAGUUGAGCACGUCCGGAAGGCAGAGCUGUGACGGUAAACGGGGGAACCAGAAUUAUGAAGGUUAAUCUAUGUCUGACAGCAGCACUCUGCUGAACUUUGGGAUGCUGAGAGUUCAUUCCGCUUUACAGAAGAGAUCCUGAGAAUUAACAGAGAA
Molecule: messenger RNA, 871 nt
Organism: Odocoileus virginianus texanus
Lineage: Eukaryota; Metazoa; Chordata; Mammalia; Artiodactyla; Cervidae
Source: RefSeq, a predicted model, not a curated record